AAAUAAGAUUAUUACAAGCACAAGAUAAUGCGGGAGCAAAACGAGAUGAUGAGUACAAGUAAUGCUACAUAAUCUCCUCAAGCUGAUCCACUUACCUUUUUUCACUGCGGUUUCUAAAACACACUAGCCUUUCCUCUAAUAGCUGCUCAUCACCAGGGAGAGAUGAAGAUACAGUGUAACGUGUGUGAGGCGGCGGAGGCGACGGUGCUGUGCUGCGCCGACGAGGCGGCGUUGUGUUAUGGUUGCGAUGAGACCGUCCAUGCAGCUAACAAGCUGGCUAGUAAACACCAGAGAGUUUCUCUCACUAACUCCUCAUCUCCUAUGCCCAAAUGCGAUAUUUGUCAGGAAACAGUUGGAUAUUUCUUUUGUCUGGAAGAUCGUGCUUUGCUAUGCAGGAAAUGUGAUGUCUCCAUACAUUCGAUCAAUGCCCAUGUUUCAGCUCAUCAACGCUUUCUGCUUACUGGAGUGAAGGUGGGACUUGAACCUACUGAACGUAGUGCGCCAUCUUCUUCAGGAAAGUCUCAGUCCCCUGACAAAGUUACUGAAACAGAGUCAAGGCCAUUGUCUAAAAAGAAUAACGACGUGGCUUUGGAAGGUCAAAAGAACAGUGUACAUUUCCAAGUUGGCGAAGUUGGCGAGGUGGCACCGACCAAUUCGUCUUUUGGUGGAGGGUCUGAUUGUGGAAGCUUUCAACAAUGGCAAUUAGAUGAAAUAUUUGGAGUAAACGAUCUCAAUCAGAAUUACAACUAUAUGGACAAUGGGUCAUCCAAGGCAGAUAGUGGCAAGUUUGGAGAGUUGGAUUGCUCAGCUAUAUUACUGGCAGCUGAUCUCGAUUUAGAUAGUGAUGACUGCUUAGGUCAUGUUCCUGAAACAGCAUGGGAUGUGCCAGAGCUACCAUCGCCUCCAACAGCUUCAGGACUUCACUGGCCAGAUACCUAUCAGCAUCAGGUGGAAAUUACACCUGCAUUUGUCCCUGAUGUAUGUUACUCAACCAGACAAUAUCAGUAUCAAGAUCAGCACAUGGUAAACAGUUUAAAGCGCAGAAGGCCCUAGUUUACUUUCCUCUUCCGAGUCCUGUAGAAGUGCUGCCAUAACAUCACUCAGUUGUGCUGCUACUUCCAGACUGUUUUCUGACGCGUCUAUGGUUGGUGAAGGAACUUGUAUCGUAGGCAUAGCUUUUUCGAGCCUCUACUUUUUGAAGUAUAGACAAAUGUAUGUUAACAGCUUGUAGUAGUUUGCCCUCUUCGGUCGUUGAGCCAUCAACUCCCUACCUUUCCAAGGACAGGGUACUAAAAUUGCCAGACUUGGGACUUCGAUCGGUAGGAUAUCUAUGUAUGAACCGGCUGUCAUAGCAGUUACAACUGGGUUUGUGAAAUAUAAUAACCACUGCAUGUGGCAGUUGGUCUAAGCAAGUUUACUUGAUAUUUGUCAUA
This is a messenger RNA of Daucus carota subsp. sativus, 1433 nucleotides long. RefSeq names its product B-box zinc finger protein 22. NCBI's taxonomy places the organism in Eukaryota, Viridiplantae, Streptophyta, Magnoliopsida, Apiales, Apiaceae. The record is from RefSeq and is a predicted model, not a curated record. Gene Ontology annotation, molecular function: zinc ion binding. The transcript is spliced from 3 exons. Gene Ontology annotation, cellular component: nucleus. Gene Ontology annotation, biological process: photomorphogenesis; regulation of DNA-templated transcription. The coding region runs from base 163 to 1053 and encodes 296 amino acids.